UCCACCACCCCAGUUUCCUGUACUGGAUUACUGUUGCCUGAUCUCAUUCCUGUUGCUCCGUGUGAACAUGUGUUCUCUGGGUUUUGCCAGGUCUCUGGGUUUCGCGCUCAUACCGCUCGCGACCUGCUGCAUCGUGGCAAAUGUCCUGCUCUUUAUCCCUGAUGGACAGGUGACCUAUGUUCAGAAAAAGCAUUUGACUACAUAUGUCUGGUACUUCAUGGGAAUUGGAGGAGGUGGUGUGGCUAUACUGAUUCCGGCCGCCGUGUUUCUGGGAAUGGGGAAAUGUGCUAAUGCCUGUGGAACGGAGAGUUGUGCGAUGUGUGGUUCAGUGAUAGCUGCUUUGGUGGGAAUCGCCGGCUCUGGAUACUGCUUCCUGAUCUCUGUGGUGGCACUCUUAAAGGGGCCGUAUUGCUUUACCAAGUUGGGAUGGAUGUCUCCUUUCGAGAACGACAAGGCACAGUAUUUAUUCGCUCGUGAGCGGUGGUCUGACUGCAUUCAGCCAGAACACAUUGUAGAGUGGAACGUGACCCUGCUGUCCAUACUGCUGGGUCUGAGCACACUCGAGUUUAUCAUCUGUUUCCUGCAGCUCAUCAGUGGUUUGGUGAAUGCAGUGUGCAGGCCGUGCUGCUACAAACAAGAGUACAGCCUGAACGCUUGAGGAUCAACCGCCGCCUGAACAGCCAUCAGAAAAAAGUCUGCUCUCCCGAAUUAUAGGGCCAUCUGAGGUGGAGCAGACUUCCCUAAAUAGUGCACAGAUCUGUGGGUCACACUACAUGACACAUUGACACUUUGGAUAUAAGAGUUUUUUAAUAAAUAAAUGUAAAUGUGAACACUAAAAAGUGAUUAAACUUAUUUUUGCUGGCUGAAUUUAUUGGGACAUUUUCACAUAUCUGCAGCCGAAUUUGUAUUAGCAGUUUUCUGUAUAGAAAAAUAUACUGAAAUGCAAUAUUGAAAUAUAAAUGUAUUUUUGUAUGACUUUUGUUUGUUUUGUAUAAGAAGUUUUGUAAAUGAUUUUUUAAUUAUUUAUAGAAAUACACUCGAUCAAUGUUGUUUUGAAUACCUAUAAAAGUUGCAAUAUGCUUUAAAUAUUGCCUUUGAUUAAUAAAUACAGGUAUGUCUUGUUUUAGACAACAAUUUCUUAAACCUAUUUUGAUUAAUUCAUGUUUUGGUAUUUCAACAUAUGCAGAGGUACCAGGGAAUGGCAAAUCCAUCUCAAUCAUUGGGAAAUGUUUCCUAAAGCUUUAUUAUCCCAUUACAGCAUUAAUCUCUUCACAUAAGGCUGUAUCACUCCAUAGCACUUGCCAAAAGCCUCUUGACUGAUAUUUCGACUUUAAAAACAUGCACAUUUUUAUGAGAAAGUUAGGCCAAAAAAUACUGUGUAAAAGUAUAUAAAUGCAUUCACUUCUAGCUGUUGCAUGCUGUCAGUUACCACAGAAGACCAUUUAAACUUUUACCUCAAAGAAGUGUGUACAGAAGUGUGUUAGGCAACUAUUGUGAACUUAGCCCAUGGACUUCCAUUGUGAAUGCAUAAUCAUGUUUAAGUAUUUUCUGUGUUUUAACCCUUUAAGCUCGGAUUGGCCUGCCGAUAAAAAAUGAUUAUCAAAAUAUGAAUAACUACAGUCUUGACAAACACUAAAUAGGUAUCAUUUUAAAGCUUAGAAGCUGUGCUUUACAAUGCAUGUAAGCAUUAUAAUCAAAACUGAUUCCCAUUAAAAUGAUCCCACACACAACAUCCUCAGAUGGUAUAGAUCAUUAGAUAAUCCACACAUAAUGUGCUAUCUGGCUAAAAACAUGUUAGCUUUCCUGGAUCAGAUUACUUCAUCAGAAAUUAUGUAGUACAUUGUCCAGUGACAUGGAACGCAAAACCAAUCCUAUUAGGAUUCAGAUCACUGCAACCAGAGGUGAAAGUCAUCCAAAUAUGGGCAGAAAGGAUCGUUCAAUGUAAUUACAUAUGGCCACCAGGAGAUGGCGCCAAGAACAUGACACAGAUUCAAUGAUGACUCAAAUGACAGAAUGGAAUUGAAUGAGAUCUUGUUACUCAUGUCUGCAUGCUUUGGAGAGAGAGCAUACCUUUAGUCAUUGUUGUAUUUGCAUGUGUAAUUAGUUCUUAUGUACAAUUAUUAUGCUUUAUUUGUUUAGAGAGGCUUUUGGACACUUAAAGACAUUUUUUGACACUAGGAUAAAUAAUU
Myxocyprinus asiaticus (Chinese sucker) is the source of this 2189-nucleotide messenger RNA. Its product is annotated as transmembrane 4 L6 family member 1-like. Lineage: Eukaryota; Metazoa; Chordata; Actinopteri; Cypriniformes; Catostomidae. The coding region runs from base 68 to 658 and encodes 196 amino acids. The transcript is spliced from 4 exons. The record is from RefSeq and is a predicted model, not a curated record. Gene Ontology annotation, cellular component: membrane.